AUGGCAAAGCAAUAUGGAAACAUUUAUACCUUAUGGGGAGGACCACUAGCUGUGGUAGUACUGUCUGGAUAUGAAGCAGUGAAAGAAGCACUCAUUGACCGCUCUGAAGAAUUCUCUGAGAGAUUAGAGACGGCUUUUUUUAAUGAUAUAAUAAAAGGAAGGGGUAAGUAGUCAAGAACGAGAAGUCCUACUGCUAUUUCCCCAGGUAAAACAUUUAAAGAGGAUAUCUGGAAAAAGAGAACAAAGGAUCUCUCUUAAUGUUGCAAUCAACAGAAAAUGGGUUGUAUCCAAUGUUAGCUCUACUCACAAUAGACCCAUUACAGUUAAUGGACACAGCUAACUUAGGUCUUAGGUUUGACCAAACUGCAGGAGGCAGUGGAAGACAGAAGUGCCUGGCGUGCUCUGGCCCAUGGGGUCACUAAGAGUUGGACAUGACUAAACGACUAAACAACAACAACUUAGGUCUGUUAAUUUCAAUGGGUCUACUCUGAGUACAACUUAGCAGGCUCAAGUGAGCUCUAAUAGUAACAAGUGGUGUCGUUUUUGUUUAGUCAUUUAGUCGUGUCUGACUCUUCAUGACCCCAUGGACUAGAGCACUGUACUUAACAGCUGGAAGGAGCUGUCAACGGACAGUAACAGAAGCAUCCUUUUGCUUUGUUCUUCCCACCACCUUGCUGUUUUCUUCUCACUGCCUGAAUGCAAACUUGUCCUGCAAUCUGCUGAACCCCAAACUGACAAAUGCCUAAAAGUCUCACAUUGGAGUGAAAAUUCAACUGUCUGCUCCAAACAGAGAGCAAAUUGUACUUAAUUGUAAACCAGCACCAAUGAAGAAGAAGAAGAAGAAGAAGAAGAAGAGUUUUGGAUUUGAUAUCCUGCCUUUCACUCCCUUUAAGGAGUCUCAAAGCAGCUAACAUUCUCCUUUCCCUUCCUCCCCCACAACAAACACUCUGUGAGGUGAGUGGGGCUGAGAGACUUCAAAGAAGUGUAACUGGCCCAAGGUCACCCAGCAGCUGCAUGUGGAGGAGCGGAGACGCGAACCCGGUUCCCCAGAUUACGAGACUACCGCUCUUAACCAUUACACCACACUGGCUCUUAUGACCUUGAGCCUUAGACAUAACAAUAGGUGCAUUGACCCUGAGCCAAGUAUUUCAAUUAGCUGUUGCUGAAUGUGCAAAUUACUGAUGGGAACUUCCAUUUGUGCUGUGCUUUGUAGGCAAAGGUUCAGGAUUUGUUGAGAUGCUAUUCCAGGCUGUAUCAACAGACGUAUAGUAUCUAGAUCAAGGGAAAUAAUAGUACCUCUCUAUUCUGCUGUGAUCAGAUCCCACCUGGAAUACUGUGUCCAGUUCUGGGUGCCACUAUUUAAGAAGGAUGUUGAGAAGCUGGAAUGUGUGCAGAGGAGGGCAACUAGGAUGAUCAAUGGUCUAGAUACCAAGCCUUAUGAGGAAUGGUUGAAGGAGCUGGGUAUGUUUAGCCUGGAAAAGAAGAGACUAAGAAGAGAUAUCUAAAGGUCUGUCACUUGGAAGAUGGAGCAAGCUCGUUUUCUCCUGCUUUGGAAUGUAGAACUUGAACCAAUGGCUUCAAGUUACAAGAACGGAGAUUCUGACUAAACAUAUGGAAAAACUUUCUGACAGUAAGAGCUGUUUGACUGUGGAACAGUCUGCCUCAGGAGGUUGUGGACUCUCCUUCCUUGGAGGUUUUUAAGCAGAGGUUGGAUGGCCACCUCUCUUGGAUGCUUUAGCUGAGAUUCCUGCAUUGCAGGUGGUUGGACUAGAUGACCCUUGGGUCCCUUCCAACUCUAAGAUUAUAUUAUUCUAUGAUUCUAUGAUCAAUCAGCAGAAUUGGCACUACUACAGGUGCCACAUAAUAAGUGUUCCGUAUUUGUAAGAACUUGGAAGUUUAGAGCAUCAGGUCCCACAGUUUGGAACUCCCUGCCUGUUGAGAUUAGGUAGGCCCUUUAUUCUUUUUGGUGUAUAAAAAACAUCCUUGCUUAGACAUGCCUACCCAGAUGCUUAGAAAGUUGAGGCAAAUUUGUUUUAGUAUUUUAGCUUUUGCAUAUUUUAAAGUAGGGUUGGAAUUUUUUCUGGAUUUGAUUGCCUAAUCUUUUUGUGAACUGCUUAGAAGCUUUUUACUAUAAAGCAGUGUAUGAAAUAAAUAAAUACAUACGCAAAAGCUAUAAAGGGCUAAGUGCAAGGUAAGACAUUUGUUGUUGUUUAGUCGUUUAGUCAUGUCCGACUCUUCGUGACCCCCUGGACCAGAGCACGCCAGGCACUCCUGUCUUCCACUGCCUCCCGCAGUUUGGUCAAACUCAUGUUUGUAGCUUCGAGAACACUGUCCAACCAUCUCGUCCUCUGUCCUCCCCUUCUCCUUGUGCCCUCCAUCGUUCCCAACAUCAGGGUCUUUUCCAGGGAGUCUUCUCUUCUCAUGAGGUGGCCAAAGUAUUAGAACCUCAGCUUCAGGAUCUUCCCUUCCAGUGAGCACUCAGGGCUAAUUUCUUUAAGAAUGGAUGCAUUUGAUCUUCUUGCAGUCCAUGGGACUCUCAAGAGUCUCCUUCAGCACCAUAAUUCAAUAGCAUCAUUUCUUCGGUGAUCAGCCUCCUUGAUGGUCCAGGUCUCACUUCCAUACAUCACUACUGGGAAAACCAUGGCUUUAACUAUAUGGACCUUUGGUAAGACAUAGAUUGAACCGUAGGAGCCAACUCCUAGGGACUGAGAGGGCUUCCACCUCACAAAUAAAAUAUUGGAGGGGGCUGCCCCCCAAGUUGAUGGGCAUUGACAUUCAAAUGGUGUGUGCGCACCAUGUCAUGUGAUGGAUUAUGUGGGAUAGGUCUUACCUGGGCCCCCACAAUAUUUUGUUCAAGUUGGCACUCCUGUAUCGAACAAGUGACAUGUUCCUUACACCUAACUAUGUUGAAUAAAACACAAGUGUGGUGCACCCAACAGAAAUAAGCUGCAGUUUAAGUUUUUCUGCAGAAAGUAUCACUGUAUUAAAUACCAAUUCCCUCCCCCCAGCCCAAAAUUAUAAUUUGUUGUUGUGUCUGACUCUUUUAGUUGUGUCUGACUCUUUGUGACCCCAUGGACCAGAGCACGCCAGGCACUCCUGUCUUCCACUGCCUCCCGCAGUUUGGUCAGACUCAUGUUUGUAGCUUCGAGAAUGCUGUCCAACCAUCUUGUCCUCUGUCGUCCCCUUCUUCUUGUGCCCUCCAUCUUUCCCAACAUCAGGGUCUUUUCCAGGGAGUCUUUUCUUCUCAUGAGGUGGCCAAAGUAUUGGAGCCUCAGCUUCAUGAUCUGUCCUUCCAGUGAGCACUCAGGGCUGAUUUCCUUAAGAAUGGAUAGGUUUGAUCUUCUUGCAGUCCAUGGGACUCUCAAGAGUCUCCUCCAGCGCCAUAAUUCAAAAGCAUCAUAAUUUGUAGAACUGCCCAAAGAUGACCCAGAAGCUGUUUGUGGACAAACACCGGCUCCCUCGGCCAGUAAAGCAAGAUGAGCGCACAACCCCAGUGUCGUCCACAAUUGGACCUAAUGGUCAGGGGUACCUUUACCUUUACUGUAAAUUGCCGGAACUGCUGGAACCAUCUGAUUUGUCUUCUGUUGUUUUACAAACUGAGACAGCCAAGCCAUUUGGGUGAAUCACUUGUGAGUGUCUGAGUGCUCAAAUAGGUUCUCUCAGGCACUGUAUUCAUUUCAUUUUCAUUCCAUAAAUUUUAUAUAAAGCUUGGCUGUAGAAAAGAAACUCAGAGUUGUUGUACAAAGCAUGCAGUGCUGGCCUAUAUUGUAGAGAUAAGCAAAGAUGUCACCUUUGCUUCAGAGAGACAGAGUAGCUCUUGAGUGAUAAACAUAGAUUCUUCUGGUUUAGCGGUUUAAUUUUUAACAUCAGUUUAUGUAAGUAAUAAUUUCUCACUGAUUUCCCAUAGGUAUUAUAUUAUCAAAUGGUCACACCUGGAGGCAACAGAGACGCUUUGCUGUGGUUACUAUGCGGAAGCUGGGGCUCGGGAAGAAAGGCAUGGAGCACCAAAUAGCAGAGGAGGCCCAUCAGCUUGUGGAGGUGUUUGCACGUUCAAAGGGUAUGUGAUGCUGAUGGUGCUGAGCUGGCAUAUAUCCCAGUCUGAAGAAAUCUUUGUGUACUACUGCUGUACAUUUUGGAAAGGAAUGUUGAUAGUUUUGUUUAAAUCUAACAUAAAUAUGUUCUCAGUAUUAACAGGAGCGGCUGAACUAACAUUAGUAUAAUUUUAUUUUGCAGGACAACCACUUGACCCCACCUUUCACAUCACUAAUUCAGUCUCCAAUGUGAUAUGCGCUGUGGCUUUUGGGCACCGAUUUGCUGUUGAAGAUGAACAGUUUCAGAAACUGAUAGAAGCCAUUAAUUAUUUACUAAAAUUUCUGUUUUCCCCCACUCAUAUUGUGAGUAGUCAUUUUCAUUUCUACUGAUCCAGACAGGUCUCCCAGAGACUAUAAGUCCCCUUAUCAGCAUUCUGGAAUCCAUUAUGAUAGAGGUUAGACUGUUGGCCUCAGACAACUGAGACCAGGGUUUAAAACUAGUCAUAGGCCAUUUACUAGCUCACAGUUUAAUCUAUUUCUCAAGAUUAUUGUGCAGAUUAAAAGAUGUGAAGCAACUAUGUACCCCACCUGGAACUCUUUGGAGGAAAGAUGAGAUGAAAAUGGAACAAUGACAUACAGGUAAUCUAGAGCCCAUCUAAAUGCAGAAAGAGGAUGAGGCCAAAAUAUCUUCACAGUAUGGGCAUUCCAUAGUUUUGGUACCAUUAUGGAAAAUUGAAUGUGUCUACUGUCUGGUACAAUGUGUCUACUGUCUGAGAAGGAUGUUCUUCUCAUUAUAGGGGAUUAGAAUGCUAAAGUAGGGAGUCAAGAGUUAAAAGGAACAACAGGCAAGUUUGGCCUUAGAGUUCAAAACGAAGCAGGGCAAAGGCUAAUAGAGUUCUGUCAAGAGAACAAGCUGGUCAUCACAAACACUCUUUUCCAACAACAAAAGAGACGACUCUAUCUGAAAUGAUUUAUUGCUCAGAUAACAGUCCAGCGCGAUUCGGCUGCAGCAGGCCUCUGCUUUGCAGCACGCAUUCCAAAAGCAUUCCAAAGCUCUGAGCAAAACAGCAGAGUCUAGCAGCGGUCAGAAAAUAAGCCUUCUGCCUUCUGUGCUUCGGUGUGCAUAAAUCAGGCUCUCACGCAGAGUUACUAAAACUAAAAGCACUUUAAUACAGCAAAAUUAUCCACGAUCACGGAACAUCGCGCAAGCGUGUCUGUUCCGGACAAAAGCGAAAGCAGAAUAGAACAAAGAACUGAGACUCUCGGAAGUGACGCAGAGUCUCUCCGCCCCACAGUAGGCAGGACGCACACUCUGAGCUGUUUAACCCUGUAAGCUCAGGUUCUCCUCACACUCUACACAUGGACAUCACCAGAUGGGCAGCAUCAAAAUCAGAUUGAUUAUAUUCUCUGCAGCCAAAGAUGGAGAAGCUCUAUAUAGUCAGCCAAAUCAAGACCUGGAGCUGACUGUGGCUCAGAUCAUCAGCUUCUUAUAGCAAAAUUCAAGCUUAAACUGAAGAAAGUAGGAAAAACCACGGGGCCAGUAAGAUACAAUCUAAAUCAAAUCCCUUAUGAAUACACAGUGGAAGUGAGGAACAGGUUUAAGGAUUUAGAUUUGGUGGACAGAGUGUCUGAAGAAUUAUGGAUGGAGGCUCGUAACAUUAUACAGGAGUCAGCAAUGAAAAAAAUCCCAAUGAAAAGGAAAUGCAAGAAAGGAAAGUGGCUGUCCAAUGAGGCCUUACAAAUAGUGGGGGAGAGAAGGCAAGCAAGCAAGGUUAUGCUCAAAAUUCUACAAGGCAGGCUAAAGCAGUUUGUGGACUGAGAACUCCAAGAAGUACAAGCUGGAUUUCAAAGGGACCAAAAUUUCAAAGAGACCAAAUUGCAAACAUGCGCUGGAUUAUGGAGAAAGCCAGAGAGUUCCAGAAUGGCAUCUACUUUUGCUUAAUUGACUACGCAAAAGCCUUUGACAGUGUGGGACCACAGCAAACUAUGGCAAGUUCUUAAAGAAAUGGGAAUGCCUGAUCACCUCAUCUGUCUCCUGAGAAAUCUCUAUGUGGGACAAGAAGCUACAGCUAGAACUGGUUAUGGAACAACUGAUUGGUUCCAUAAGGAAAGGAGUACGACAAGGCUGUAUAUUGUCUCCCUGCUUAUUUAACUUAUAUGCAGAAUUCAUCAUGUGAAAGGCUGGGCUGGAUGAAUCCCAAACCGGAAUUAAGAUUGCUGGAAGAAAUAUCAACAACCACAGAUAUGCAGAUGACACAACUUUGAUGGCAGAAAGUGAGGAGGAAUUAAAGAACCUCUUAAUGAGGGUGAAAGAGGAGAGUACAAAAUAUGGUCUAAAGCUCAACAUCCAAAAAACUAAGUUCAUGGCCACUGGGCCCAUCACCUCCUGGCAAACAGAAGGUGAAGAAAUGGAGGCAGUGACAGAUUUUACCUUUUGGGGCUUCAUGAUCACGGCAGAUGGCGACAGCAGUCACGAAAUUAAAAGAUGCCUGCUUCUUGGGAGAAAAGUGAUGAUAAACCUAGAUAACAUCUCAAAAAGCAGUGACAUCACCAUGCCAAUAAAGAUCCGUAUAGUUAAAGCUGUGGUUUUCCCAGUAGUGAUGUAUGGAAGUGAGAGCUGGACAACAAAGAAGGCUGAUCGCCAGAGAAUUGAUGCUUUUGAAUUGUGGUGCUGGAGGAGACUCUUGAGAGUCCCAUGGACUGCAAAAAGAUCAAACCUAUCCAUUCUAAAGGAAAUCAACCCUGAGUACUCACUGGAAGGACAGAUCCUGAAACAGAGGCCACAAUACUUUGGUCACCUCAUCAGAAGAGAAUACUCUCUGGAAAAAACUCUGAUGUUGGGUAAGAUUGAGGGCACAAGGGGAUGACGGAGGAUGAGAUGGUUGGACAGUGUUAUAGAAGCUACCAACAUGAAACUGACAAAACUGUGGGUGGCACUAGAAGACAGGAGUGCCUGGCGUGCUCUGGUCCAGGGGGUCACGAAGAGUCAGACAUGACUAAACGACUAAACAACAACUGUCUGAUCACUGUAUCUAAUGGCAACGGUACACAGGACUCAGGGGCUCUGAUACCUUCACAUGGGAGAAAUCAGUUCUUAUGGUAUUCAGGCUGUGGACCAGGUGUGGGGAACGUCUGGCCCCCCAGAUGUUGCUCAUCUACAAUUGGUCAUCUUUGGCCUUUGGCUAUGCUGGCUGGUUCUGAUGGGGUUGUGGUUCAGUAACAUAUAGAUGGCCAAGGUUUCCCUCACCUGCUCUAGACUGUUAAGAUAUUCAAAGGUCAGCAUGUUAAAGUUUAAAUUGAUUUACCCCGCCAAGGGUGAAAAGGGAACUAGGAAAAAAAAAUGGUAUCCUGGCUGUUGGCUCCUAAGGUCAUAGAAUCAUAGAAUUUUAAGGUUGGAAGGGACCCCAAGGGUUGUCUAGUCCAACCCCCUGUUAUGCAGGAAUCUCAGAUAAAGCAUCUAUGACAAGGGACCCCAAGGGUUGUCUAGUCCAACCCCCUGUUAUGCAGGAAUCUCAGAUAAAGCAUCUAUGACAGAUGGCCAUCCAACCUCUGCCUAAAUACCUCCAAUGAAGGAGGGUCCGUAUCUUCCACCCCCAUUCCUGGGGAUCAAAUUGAUUUGAAUGGUUAUAGUAAAACAUGCAGGAAACUAUGAUAUGUAAUAUGAACCACGGAAGGAGAAGAAGGGCAGUCAUUAGAUGUUUCGAAGUUUGUAACACGCUUAAUUUGAUAUGUAGAAAAAUGAACUCCUAUCUAUAUCUAUAUAUCUAUACGUAUAUCUAUACAUACAUACAUAUACACACACACGUAUGCAUAUACAUACAUACAUACAUACAUAUAUGUGUGUGUGUGUGUGUGUAUGUAUAUAUAUGUAUGUAUAUAAACAACAAGCUAUGUAUUUGGUUCUUAGCGGGGAGUGAAACUUGAGCAAAAUUGAAUUUCUCUGCUAUCCAUAUUCUCCAUCCCCAUCCCUGGUCUGGAAUAGUGCAGUUUUAGAAUGAAGCCUGAAAGCUGGCAAUAUAUUUCAAACGCUAGUUUUCAUUCCACUUUUCAGCCAAGCUUAAUUAUCAUAAUCCAGUCAUUGUGGAAUUCUGAAGAUGCUGUUGACACCCACCUUCUUCUCCAUGAGAGUCAACCUAAUAUACUAUCUGUGAGGAAUAACCCAGAUCAUGUUAUUUAAGCACUAGCCCACAGGAGUUGAUUCAUGAACAGUGUGACCAAGCUUCUUCAUGGUAAUGGCAACGUUUUUGCUAUCUUUACUUUAGCUGUAUGAAAUAUUCCCAUGGAUUAUGAGAUAUCUCCCAGGGCCCCACAAGCAGGCAUUUUCCAGCCUGGAUACGGUGAUUUCAUUUGCAAAGGAUGAGAUGGAGAAGCAUAAGGAGACUUCGUCUCUGCAUGAGCCACAGGAUUUCAUUGAUUUCUAUCUACUUGAGAUGGAGAAAGUAAGUACUGAAUACCAGGACUAUAAAACAGGAGGGCUUCAUUAAUCAAUGCAGAGUUCAGAGUACAUGUGGGGCACACUGUAUCAAAAUAUAUCACACCAUGCACCCCAUAGUUAAAUGGUAAUACAAUCCUGAAAUUACUUACCAGUAGCCACAAAUGCUGUAUGCUGAGAGUCAAAUGCUCUGUGUGUUUCUGUACACAUUGCUUGGCUAGAUAGCAGCUCUGCAAAAUUCAGAGAAAUGAGAAUUUUGAAGGAUGGCUGCAUUUUCACUACUGGUAUUGCUUUGAAAAAUAAACAACUCUGUAUGUGGUUUGCAAAAAUUCCUUAACAAUACACAACAUGCUUAUAAGAAUAUCCUUAUAAGAUUAUAAGCAUGUUAUGUAUGAUCUAGAGCUCCUUUUUGGGCUGACCAGAAGAAGAUUCAAGAAACAGAGAUUGAAAUCCUGGGUAUCCCAUUGUUGCAGUUCCAUCGGGAUUGCACCAGCACAAGUAUACACACAGAGAGUCAUUCUGAUUCACUUAUUUCAGGAAUAUUUGGACACUUUGGCUUUGAGAUACUGAGUUGCGUAUGUCAUUAUUAUUUUGACAUUGUAGAUAUUAUUUAAGAUUCCAUGUAUUAGAAGGUUUUGAAAUGUUGUACAUUAUUGUUAAGGAAUUUUUGCAAAUCAUAUACAGAGUUGUUUAGUUUGUGAUUUAUCUCUCUGUAUUCAUUGGGCAUGGUGUUAUUUCAAAAAGUACAAAUUAAGCAAUAAUAAUUUUAAUAACUUUAUUAUUUAUACCCCACCCAUCUGGCUGGGUUUCCCCAGCCACUCUGCUUUUAAAUGUGACCUGAAUCAUAUCUGACCCACAUUCCUAAAUGGUACAUAGUUGCAUUCUGAAGAGAAAUAAUGCACACUUUUAGAGCCUUGUGACAAUAAUCUACAACAGAACCUCUCAAACUUUUCAUGUUGAUGACACACUUUUUAGAUAUGCAUCAUUUUACGACAGAGUAAUUCAGUUUUACUAGCAAACCGGAGGUUAAACGAACCCCUUUCCAACCCUAGGAGGAACUCAGGGAGCAUCCACACGACACAACUACACACUGGGGUUGACACACUAACAUGUUGUGACACACAGUUUGGAAAGCACUGAUCUACUCAAUGAAAGAGACUCAAAUAUAUUCAAAUGCUCACAGGGCAAAAAGUUGGCAAAAGAAGCUAAAGUAAGUGAUGGAGAACAGACUAUAAGGCAUAUAAAUGACAUGUCACCUUUCUUAUUUUCAGCACCAGAACAGGAAUGAUCCAGUGUCUACGUUUAAUGAAGACAACCUGGCCCAAUGCAUUUUUGACUUCUUUGUAGCAGGGACAGAAACAACCGCCAUUUCUCUGAAAUGGGCACUUCUCCUCCUUGCAAAUCAUCCAGAUAUCCAAGGUGAGAGAGGGAGACGUGCGCAAUGGGAGCCAAAAGACAUUGAAAUAAGCUAAAUGUUUUUGACUUACAUCUCAUGGAAGAUCAUUCUUCUUCACAAAUGUUUCCUUAUACAGAUUCUGGAACUUAUAAUCAAACUCAACAGUGUGGUAGAAGUAAAAAACUAAUUUGCCCUGAACACCCCAUGCCCAUAGAAUACUUCCAGUCUAUGAUUACUGGGACAAUAAGAGAUGGAGGGUCUCAAUUUAUAAUUAAAUUCAUAGGAGAGGGUCAGGGACAAGAAUGUGCCCCUGUUGUUAGACUAAAGUGAAUUCAUCAAAGUUUUUCUGAAGGAGAGAAGAGUGGCUUUGCAAAUAGAGGGAAGACAAUUUGAAGACUGGGAUGGUCAAAGGAAGGGAGAGAAAGAGAUGAAUGUUUUUGCCAGUGAUGUCAUGGUGAAUCCAGAAAUCCAGGCUCCCUUCAUGACAACCCCCAAGCCAUUCCCCUUCUAAAACUCUGCAACCAAAAUGAAAUGUUGACCAAUGCACAGAUUAUGACUUAAUGAAGUCAUGUUUUUUCUUACUCCCUGCCCUUCCGCUUUGCUUAACAUCCAGCUUGGAAGAAUUCUGGUAGACCUGCUCAAUCCCUUGUGACAUUUUGGUUGGCCAUGAUAUCUUUCCAAAUAUAAGUAGCAGCUGAGAUUAGGGAAUUUUCCAACUUUCCAGACCUAGGAACUCACCUUUAGCUGAAAAAUGUUUUUGGAGGAGCACUUCUUAAUUUUUUACCAGAUAUUUAUAUGGUGGCAGUGCUGGUGUUGCAACCCACUUUAGGUCGGGAAAAAUCCUGGUAGUGCAGCCACCUUGACCCACCAGUGGAAGUAGCAGUUAGAAUGUCAAACUAGGAUUGAGAAAACCCAGGUUCAAAUUCUAAUACAGCUAUGAAACCCUCUGGGUGGCCUUAGACUAGUCCGUAUUUUUCAGAUUAACCUAUUGUCCCAGGUUACUAAUGAGGUUUAAAAAGAGUGGAAGAACCAUGUAUAUUGCAUUGAAGUCCUUGGAGGAAAAUAUGGGCUAUAAAUGCAAUAAAUAAUAUAAUAAUAUAAAUGAGCUAUAAACUGGGAUUCAUUCAUAUAUCUUCUUAGAAUAAUUUCAUGGUAAAUAAAUAUCCUGGAAAAAAAUGUUCUUGUCAAAAUAAACAAUGCAUUUCCAUCAUUUUCUUCAGAUAAAGUUCACAAGGAGAUAAAAAAUGUUAUAGGUUCUUCUCAUUCAAUGUGCUACCAAGAUAAGAAGAAACUGCCCUACACCAAUGCUGUGAUUCAUGAAAUGCAGCGCUUUAAAUAUGCCUUUGUAAGUGGAAUUCCCAGGCAAACGGCAAAGGAUGUGAAGAUACAUGGUUCUCUUAUUCCCAAGGUAACAGCUGCAUUCUUGUAUAUCAGGAGCAUAUAGGGCUGGAUCAUAAGUGGCGUAAACCUCACUUAUGAGCUGCCGAAGCACAUGUUCUGGCUCGUAAUAGGGCCUACAAUGUGGUGGCAAGGGCAGAGGUUUUAUCCUACUUUGCUGCCUCCAUUACAUCCUCGGGGAACCAUUGAGCAGAGUUAUUCUGUGUCAUCCAGAGGUUAGUAACUUGUGACUGGUGAGGUGGAUCUCCUGAACACAUGGUGACUAGCUGUAACUGGAUAGCUAAACAUUUCAAGGAUAAAGUUGUUUGGCUCUGCAGCAAUUUAGAUGCUGCUAUUGAGACUGUGCCAGCUAAGGUGUCCUACAAAUUGUCAGGCCCAGUAUUGUGGAAUCAAUUCCAAUUAAUAAUCUCAGGGUUGUGGGUUUGAGCCCCAUGUUGGGCAAAAAAUUCCUGCAUUGACCCUUGUUGCCCCUUUCAACUCUACAACUCUACAAUUCUAUGAUUAUUAUUCUAUUACAGUGGCACCUUGGUUUAAGAACAGCUUAGUUUAUGAACAACUUGGAUUAAGAAUGCUGGGUGGGGUGACUGGAUCGAUCAGAGGUGUGGUAGUGUGAUGGACUGGUGCCUGUUGCGCUUAAAGAGGCGGUGGUGUUCCACUUCUCAUAAAUCCCACUCUAGACCCAAUGGAGUGUAACAACUAUAGACGGGCUGCCAACACACCUUUCUUAGCAAAGGUGUUUGAGAUGGUGGUUGGAGAACCGGUAUUCCUGCAUACUCUUCAACUGCUCUGAAAAUGCUGGGACUGUCACAAAAACCCUUAAGCCAUCUGACUCUGUAAUGCAGAGUUCUGAAUUCCCAGAUGAAAGCCUUUCCCACCAACCAUCACACUUAAAAAAAUAAUCAAAUCUUUAUUCACAUUUUCAUUCCUUGCUCCUUCCAUCUCCUGGCCAGGGAAAGAGAGAAACAGCAACUUACUUCAGGUUCUCAUUUGCACACUCUUCUGAGCUGUUCAGCAACAUUAUACACAACAAGGAGAGUCUGCUCUGCAUCCAAAACUCUUAGGUCCCUGCCCAGUUUCUUUGCAUUGCUGCCUCGUCUUUCAUUCCCAGUUUCAUUUGAGAACCUGAAUUAUCAGAGAGCAUUCUGGAUUAGUUGUAGUUUCCAGGUCACCUUCAAAGGUAGCCCCACACAGAGUGAAUUGCAGUAGUCCAAGUGAGAGAUAACUAGAGCAUGCACCGCUCUGGUGAGGCAGUCCGUGGGCAGGUAGGGUCUCAGCCUGUGUACCAGAUGGAGCUGGUAAACAGCUGCCCUGGACACAGAACUGACCUGCGCCUCCAUGGACAGCUGUGAGUCCAAAAUAACUCCCAGCUGCACAACUGGGAGUCCUCCACACCUGCCCGCCUCCUGUCCCCCCAAAACAGUACUUCUGUCUUGUCUGGAUUCAACCUCAAUCUGUUAGCUGCCAUCCAUCCUCCAACCACCUCCAGACACUCACACAGGACCUUCACCGCCUUCACUGAUUCUGAUUUGAAAGAGAGGUAGAGCUGGGUAUCAUCUGCAUAUUGAUGAACAGCCAGACCCAACCCCCUGAUGAUCUCUCCCAGCGGCUGCAUGUAGAUGUUAAAAAGCAUGGGGGAGAGGACAGAACCCUGAGGCACCCCACAAGAGAGAGCCCAGGGGUCUGAACACUCAUCCCCCAACCCCACUUUUUGAACACGGCCCAGGAGAAAGGAGCGGAACCACUGUAUAACAGUGCCCCCAGCUCCCAGCCCCUCUAGACAGUCCAGAAGGAUGUUAUGUUCGAUGGUGUCAAAAGCUGCUGAGAGAUCCAGCAGAACUAGGAAAAAGCUCUCACCUUUGUCUCUAGCCCGCUGGAGAUCAUCAACCAGCACAACCAAGGCAGUUUCAGUCCCAUGAUGAGGCCUGAAUCCUGAUUGGAAGGGAUCCAAAUAGUCCGCUUCUUCCAGGCGUGCCUGGAAGUGCUUGUAAAAUGAAACCGUUACGCAUUUUACAUCCUGCUCAAGUAAACAACUUACUUGAUUGAUCUUUCUUGUUUCCAUGAAUGUUUUAUUGCCUUUCGUGUGCAACCAGCCCUUCAAAUGUGUUUCCAAGAAGGCUGCACUGAUUGAUUACUCUGCUGAUUUUAAGACAGGCACACGUGGAAGUGUUGCUGGACCCAGAGAUUUAUGAGGAUACCCCAUAUCAUACACCUGCACAAUCACAACAACAAUAAUUGUUCAAAGUUAUCAUGUUUCCAAAAUGCUCAUAAAUGCAUGACAUCACAUAGUCUCCAUACACACAAACACAUAGUUGUAUUUAUUGAUUUGAGGUUUUCUUUUUCCGCCAGGCUUCCCUAAAUGAAAUACAUACCGUAUUUUUCGCUCUAUAACACGCUCCCAACCAUAACACGCACAUAGUUUUUAGAGGAGGAAAACAAGAAAAAAAAAUCUAAACGAAACAGUGGAUGUAUGAUUUUUGUGGUUCAUGCUGUGGCCACAGACAUGUGAUCUUACGGUGAGUUUGGGGUAGCCCAAUGCAAAAAUCCUGAGGAUCCACGUGGAUCCGUGCUUUGUAACCACGUUUUUGCACCACUGCGGCCCCAGGCAACAGUGGGUGCGUGGUUUUUUUGGUGCAAGCUGUAGCCAUGGACAUGCUAUGUGAUCUGAUGGUGAAUUUGGGGUGACCCAGUGCAAAAAUCCUGAGGAUCCGUGUGGAUCUGUGCUUUGUAACCAUGUUUUAAGUGGGGAGGGAAGGAAAAGCACUCAAGGGACAAGGAACACGCAUGGGGUGGGUGGAGAAGGAUGCUGUUAAUAAUGCAGAAGAGGGGUAUAAGAGGAGAAGGCUCUUAUAAGAGGAGUGGGGAGGAGAGAGAGACAGAGAGCCUGCUUGAAAAAACGUUGCUGCUAUUUAGCGAGUGGGGAGGAGAGAGAGACAGAGAACCUGCUUGAAAAAUCUUUGCUGCUAUUUAGCGAGUGGGGAGGAGAGAGAGAGAGCCCGCUUGAAAAAUCUUUGCUGUUAUUUAGCGAGUGGGGAGGAGAGAGGGACAGAGAGCCUGCUUGCUUUAAAGGAGCCAACCGGACAGGAACCGCUUACACUCGUGUAAGCGGCUCCUCUCCUCUCCUCUCCCGCUUUGCUCCUUUAAAGCAAGCAGGUUCUCUGUCUCUCUCUCCUCCUCACUCAGUGGCUCUUCUCCCGCUUUGCUGUUUCAAAGCGAGCCACGGAGGAGGGAAGGAAGGGGAACCAUGGAUCCUCUGCUCACGACUGCAGCAGAUCCCCCCGCCAUCCAUAGGCAUUCGCUCCAUAACACUCACAGACAUUUCCCCUUACUUUCUAGGAGGAAAAAAGUGAGUGUUAUGGUGCGAAAAAUACGGUAAAUUCAAAUAUUUAUAUGCUUAAAAUACUGCAAUUUUGUGUUUCCUCUAAUAACGUUGGUACUUGACCAGGAGGAAAUACACAAACAGUGAUACUGAGUUCAGAAGAAGUUUUAGAACUGAAUCAGCUUUGGUCGCCCUGAUGGAUGGCUGUUAUUGGCCAGAGGUCUCAGUCUAGAUGUUGGGCUUUCCUUUGAAAAGAGGGGUGGAGAGAAGGAGGCCAUUCUUCUCCUGGCUACACAGGUAGGUUUUAAUAGGGAGAAAAGCUGAGGAUGAAUCUGGCCACUGGUAAAUGACUUCCCUCCCCUGGCAUAUUGAGGGACAUUUCAGAAAUGUGUUGAUCUUAGUGUGUUCAAUGACAAUGGUUUCUUCUUUACAGACGACUGGUAUCUUUCCUGACCUGCGCUCUGUUCUCCUUGAUCCCACACGAUGGAAGACACCUGCAGAGUUCAACCCAAAUCAUUUCUUGGACAAGGAUGGACAAUAUGUGGCUCGAGAAGAAUACCUGCCAUUUGGUGCAGGUAAAUGCAGAAGACCAAGCUAUGUUUUGAUGUGUAGACAUGCAUAUUGGGCUGCUCACAGGAAAUGACAUCAUAAUCAGCACAUGCAAGAGAAAGUAGACAGCACUCUUGCAGGAGCAGUGGCCCUGCGACUCACCAGAACAGGAAUGAGAAAGGAAGUGGCAACUUUGGGGAAGCUCUGGGUUGGUGAUGGUGACUCUGCAGAUGCACAUACACUUUCAGGGUCUUCACCAUCACCAACCUGAAGCAUCUCAGACUUUGCCACCACCCUGCCCUAUCCCUCCUUUGAGCUCUAAAGGAGACAGGAGUCCUGAUUAUUUCCUUGACCCAACUCCUUCCAACUCUACGAUUCUAUGAAUCUACGACUAGUAGUUGGGCUUGGUUUUACAAAAUAUUAUGUGGAGUAUUUCAAAGUUAUAAAAUAAUGAUAUCUGGAGACAGUGCAAUUUUUCUAGAAAAAGAGGUGCUGGAACUCACUGUGAACCUCCCUCGUUCUCUUAGAAUGGCAGUGAUGCCCACCUGAGAGAUGCUGGAACUGAGAUCCAGUGAGUUCCAGCUGAAACCCCCCCCUGACUGGAAAGUAAGUUAUUACUCAGUUGCUGAUUUUCCCAUGUCUCCUCUUCAGGGUCUCGCAUAUGUUUGGGAAUGCAGCUGGCAAAGAUCGAAAUCUUCAUCUUCCUGACCAGCCUGCUGAGGACAUUCAGCUUCCGGCUGCCAGAAGGAGUGAAAGAACUUAAUCAAGACCCUGUACCAAGGGUUGCAAUGAACCCUCAUCCUUAUAAAAUCUGUGCUAUUCCCCACUGCAGGACAUAA
Podarcis lilfordi (Lilford's wall lizard) is the source of this 15961-nucleotide messenger RNA. Lineage: Eukaryota; Metazoa; Chordata; Lepidosauria; Squamata; Lacertidae. The record is from the annotation of a GenBank genome assembly.